Thalassophryne amazonica is the source of this 3081-nucleotide messenger RNA. RefSeq names its product elastin microfibril interfacer 2b (gene emilin2b). Gene Ontology annotation, molecular function: protein binding. The record is from RefSeq and is a predicted model, not a curated record. Lineage: Eukaryota; Metazoa; Chordata; Actinopteri; Batrachoidiformes; Batrachoididae. The transcript is spliced from 10 exons. Bases 70 to 3078 code for a protein of 1002 amino acids.
CCCGGAGAGGCUGCAGCCCGCGGAGCUGGACCAGAGGGUUUCACUGCUCCGCUUGGACUCAGCUGAACCAUGAAGGUGGCACUGUGUGACCUCCAGAGGACGUGUCUCCUCCUGAAGCUGUUAGUGAUGGUUCGUCUCGUCGCUGCGACGCCUCUCCAGUACAGCAUGUUUCAGGGAAACGCAUAUUCUGGUACCGAAACGCGACAACGAAAUAAAAAUUGGUGUGCCUAUGUCGUGCAGAAGAACGUGAGCUGUGCGGUGGUGGGUGGAACGGAGAGUUACGUGCAGCCGGAGGUUUUGCCGUGUCCGCUGGAGCUGCCAAACUGCGCGCAACAAGUCGUAUACCAGACACACUUCAGGCCCAUGUACAAGAUUGGCUACAAGACUGUAACAGAGCUGGAGUGGAAGUGCUGCCCAGGGUACCAGGGACAUGACUGCUUGGAGCUGAAAGACAUGAGGCUACCUCACAGAGAUAGUUUUCCUCAUACACCUUCUGGUUCUGGACAUAUACGCCCCCAAGCUCGAGAACCACAAAUGGAAGGACAGAUGAACCUGCUAUGGGAAACUGAGGGGCCAUUUGGAGGCCAGACGAGUAAAAACCAGCAUGGCACUCAUGGAGGAUUCCAUAGUACGCAACACCUGGAGGAGGAAGUUCAGCAACUUACCCAGAUGGUCCUUGACAUGCAAGCAAAAAUGACAGAUAUGUCCUCCAAUCUGAGAAUGGAUUUCCAGGAAGAUGUCAGUAAAAUGUUGGUUACAAUAAUGAAUAACCAAAGGCAGCUUGCAAGUGCUCGGGGCACAGAGGCCCAAACCAUUCAGGUCCAAGAUCUGUCAUUUGAACAUGAGACAGCACUUACAGAUGAGGUCAUGAGUAAGAUAAACCAGGUCACAGACACGCUUGAGUCCAAGAGCAAUAUCUUGGACAACCUACUGGGUCAUGUCAGCCAUCUUGAUGGACAAGUUCAUUUGCUAAUGGAGGCUGCACAGGCUCCCCUGACUGUGCCCCCUACUGCUUCCUCAGCCAGUGAUGCAGAUGUCCGCACUUAUGUGGAUGAGAAAGUCAGUGCUUUGAGAAAAGAGUUGAUGGAGGGCAUAGAAAUCAAACUGGCAGAUUUGAAGAACUCAUGCGACUAUAAAAUAGUGUCUGUUCGUGAGGAAUGUGAGGGCCAAGAAGCUAACUACCAUAGUCUGGUUGAGUUGAUGGACUCAAAGGAAACUGAUCUACGCAAUGAAAUCCAGGACCUAAAGACCAAACUGACUGGACCCCUGAACAAGAAUGAAACACUACCUGGAAAUACUCCAAUUUCUGACUACGUUUUGGCUCAGGUAGAGAACAUAGAGAACCAUUUGAACUUAUCUGAGAAGACUGUGGCAGCACAGUUCAUAAAUGUGGAAGAGACACUAAGGAAGGAAGGGGCAAAGAUGAUGAAAGACCUGGAGGCCAAGAUUAAUACUAUAGAAGACAGAGUUACCACCCUUUUAGCACAUAGACAUACAAACUCAUCUAGCGUUCAGGGAGCACAUGAAGAUGCCUUCGUAAGUGACAUUCGCUCUCUUAAGGCCUCGUUUCAAGCUUUAGAGGAUAAACUCAAUGCCACGGGCCAGUUUUGUUUGCCAUGCCGAUUGAAUUGGACUGUUGUGGAAAAUAUUAAACAAGACUUUGAAAAUAGCAAACAUGCCCUAGAUACUAUUGAGACUCCUUUAAAUCUUCAGAGGCAUAAGUUAAAAGCCACUGAAGAGUUUGUCCAAAGGCAGCUUCUCAAUUACAACAUUAGCACUGAGAAUACACACAGUGAACUGAGCUCUUUGAGAGCACAAGUGGACAGAUUGGAGGGCUCUCUAUCAGAUAUACGUCACUCCUUUGCCCAGAACUCUCAGGAUUUGCAGAGUCUUAGCAACAUCUUGGGUCAAGUUAAUGUAGGGGCUCAGCAUGAAGCUCAAGGCCUUUUGGAGAGUCACAUGACACAGCAGCAAGAACUAAGACACCAGCUGGAAGAGUGGAGAAAUGAAGUGAAAGCUGAGGCUAACAGCUGCAGGAACAAAACAGAAGAUAUUGAGAAGGAGAUUGUCAAUAUUGGCCACCGUAUCGCUAGUGCUGAGAGUAUAUGUGGCAAGCUGGAACCAAUCUCAGGUAGUCUAGAAAGGAUCAAAGAGGGUCUGAAUAAACAUGUCACUGGCUUGUGGACAUGUGUCAGCCAGCUGAAUGGCACAUUGAGAGCUCAUGCUCGAGAUAUUGGAGGACUGAGGGAAGCUUGUCUGAAUCUGCACACCCAUGUCUCUGAAGUUUCUAAAGACCAAGAGGGUCAAACAGUCAGCACUCCUGAGAAGACAGGUAAGCAACAUGUGAUGGAGACCGGACAGGGGCGGGCCCCCCUGAGUGUUGCAGGACCCCCUCUGGACACCACCUUACCGCAGCAACAUGUGAUGGAGACCGGACAGGCGGGCCCCCCUGGCAUAAUGACCACAUCCAAAUUGUACAAAGGGGCUGAUGGCAGCAUGAUGCCUGUCCAAGGCUUUGCUGGAGCCCCAGCUGCCCCACUGAACUCUAUCGAGUCCCCAAAGCCUGGCAUGCCAGUGAUCUCUGAUGUACAGAUGAGACCAUCACUGCUGAAACCUGUCAUCACUUCAGGUGAGGGGGUGUCAUUCUCAGCAGGUUUGACUCUUCUGCCUUUCCAUGGAGACGUUGGAAUUAUUCGGUUCAACAAGGUGCUGCUUAAUGAUGGAGGUCACUACGAUUCUCACACAGGUAUCUUCACGGCUCCCACAGACGGUCGUUACCUUGUAAGUGCUGUGCUUUCAGCACAGCAAGGUGAGAAGAUCGUAGCUGUCUUCUCGGUAUCCAAUCGCAGCAUCCAGAGGCUGAACUCUGAGGGCUUCUCCUCCGGAGUGGCUGCGCCACCACUGCAUGAACGAUGUAACUGCAGCAGUUCAGUCUCACUAAAUUUGGUCAUUGCCCUGAAACGAGGAGACAGGGCAGGAUUGGUCCUGAUGGCCGGGAAGCUCGCCAUCUCCGCUUCCUCUGAGGUCCUCUCUUCUUUCAGUGCCGUGCUCCUGUACCCCAGUCCAUCAAAGCAAUAGCCC